GAGGGAAGAAGCCCUCUUGAAAGAGUUCUUUCUCAUGAAAGGAAAGUCCAGCACAAACUAUUCAGGACAAUGAAGUCUGCAUUGUAUUUGUGUUUGUUGCUUCUUGGACUUCAAGUCCAGGGUCAACAGCAGGAACAAAUACAGCACUCCCCAGAAGCCCAGUCCCAGGCUGAUGCUGAAAACUUGCCUUAUGUCAAGCUAGCUCCCAGCAAUGCUGACUUUGCAUUCAAGCUUUACAAGCAGAUCAGAGAUGAGCUGGGCGACAAGAACAUUUUCUUCUCUCCUCUGAGUAUCUCCACUGCCUUUGCAAUGCUCAGCCUGGGGGCCAGAUCAAACACGCUCAGAGAGCUGCACAAAGGCCUUGCCUUCAACCUGACACAGGUGGAGGAGCAGGAGAUCCACGAGGGAUUCCAGCACAUCCUCCAGCUGCUGAAUGACCCUCACCGAGCAGCCCAGCUGAGCGUGGGCAAUGCCCUGUUCGUAGACAAACAAGUGGAAUUGCUUCAAGACUUUUCGGAUCGUGUCACAAAUUUUUAUUAUGCUGAGGCUGUUUCUAGCAACUUCCAGGAUCCUGCAGAGGCUAUAAAGGAAAUCAAUAAGUAUGUGGAAACCAAAACACAUGGCAAAUUUGUUGAUUUUGUCAAGAAUCUUGAGCCAGAUACUGUGAUGGUGCUCCUUAACUACAUUUUCUUUAGAGGCUCCUGGGAAAGACCUUUCAAUAAUCUCAGCACGAGAGAUGAUGACUUCUUUUUGGAUGCCAAGAAUUCUGUUAAGGUCAAAAUGAUGCAUCAAAACAAGCACUUUAAUGUCCACAGGGAUGAGAAGUUGUCUUGCUGGAUAGUAGAAAUCCCAUACAAAGGAAAUGUUACUUCAUUUUUUGUUCUGCCUGAUGAAGGGACAAUGAAACAGGUGGAAGAGGCUCUGCUAAAAGAAACAGUGUCUGACUGGUUGAGAUCAUUUCAAAAAAGAAAAAUCUACUUGGACCUUCCAAGAUUCUCUGUCUCCAGCUCCUUGGAUGUUAAGAGCCUGUUUGAGAAAAUGGGUGUGAAAGAGGUGUUCAGUGACCAGGCUGAUCUCUCUGGAGUGGCAAAAAAUCUUCUUCUGAAGGUUUCCAAAGCAAUUCACAAGGCCACGGUGGAUGUGAGAGAGAAUGGCACAGAGGCUGCUGCAGUGACUAUGAUGGAAAUAAUGCCACUGAGCGCGUCCUUUCCUCCUCCUCCUCACAUCACCUUCAACAAGCCCUUCCUGAUGAUGAUUAUUGACAAAACCACCGAUGCCCUGCUCUUCCUGGGGAAAAUUGUGAACCCAGUUGCCAAGGAAGACUAGGCCAGGGCAUUUAUACUCUCCAGUGCAGAGAGGAGAGCUUGUGCAUAUCCCAGGAAAUUCUUGUCAAAGUAGGACUAGAACUGAUCUAAUGCAUAAUUAGCAAAUAAAAAAAUCUUCUGUCAAGUUCUUCUUUACUUCAACGUGGAUAUU
Molecule: messenger RNA, 1476 nt
Organism: Ficedula albicollis (Collared flycatcher)
Lineage: Eukaryota; Metazoa; Chordata; Aves; Passeriformes; Muscicapidae
Product: alpha-1-antitrypsin-like
Exons: 5
Coding region: 70-1326 (418 amino acids)
Biological process (GO): negative regulation of endopeptidase activity
Molecular function (GO): serine-type endopeptidase inhibitor activity
Source: RefSeq, a predicted model, not a curated record